CAUAUCAAACAUCAACAGAUUCCUGGUAAAGGAUUAUAGGCACGUGGCUGCUGGUGUGUAAUCUUUUGAGGGAUUGUCUGCUUAUCCCUGUUCCUGUUAGCGCCCACAACAACCGAGCAUUAUGACACUGACCCCAUCGGUAUGCAUGGGAAUAGUGCUUAUUCUACAGGGUGCCACAGGCAGUUUUGGCGCAUCCCAGCAUCUGCGCACCACCAACGUGGAUGGGGCAUAUGGAAAAUGGAAUGCAUCGAGUAUACCCUUCUGCAUUGAUUUGGAUUACUCCGCGACAGAAAAGUCAACAAUUCAGCAAGCUAUCCAGAUCAUGACGGAUGCCCUGUCCAAUAAGAUGGUAUUCACUCCUGUGGACUGCACGGAUAGUCGCUAUAAGAUCCGCUUUACGGCGCUGACCGGCGGACCAGGCAGCGCCAACCGCACCUCCUCAUCCAGUGAUCCCGGGGUCAAUCGGGCGCUCCAGACCACCCAGACCGAGCAGAUGAUAGCCAUCGCCCGUGACAGUCUGAGCUGCUCCACCGAUGUCCACUGCGUCCUCAAGUUCAUCGCCAUCAGUCUUGGCAAACGGGAGGAACAACUGCGCAAGGAUCGCGACCUGUAUAUUACCCUGAACCUCAGCAACGCUGUUACUCCGAGCCUCUUUACCGUUUACACGGACUCGCAGGCGUACUGGGGCCGGUUCGGCUACGACUACUGCAGCAUAACGCAUAACCAACCAACGGAUUACGCCAAACCCGGCACGGUGGUCUUCACCGUCCCUGCGGGCAGGCCUAACAGUCCGGGCUGUAUACCGAAACUCAACAACAUCAGCAACACCGACUGCCAGCUCAUCAGCAUGUUUUACGGUCUCAACCCGGGUUUAUGCCUGCCGUUGAACUGUGCCGCCCAAUCGUGCGUGACCACUACGACCGCAACGACGACAACCACACCCCUAACGACCACACCGACAACUACAACUGCCUCGACAACCACCGGGACGUCCACUGACACCACAACGUUAACGACAAUCUCGACAACGACGGCGUUGACGACGACACCGACGACCGACACAAUCACGGCUGUGACGUGUCCAACGGCGGCGACAGCUCCAACGACAACCGUGCCCCCGACAUGUUCCGUUAACUUUUGCGCCACGCCCACUCCGACCAUCGACGAGGCGAGCAUUUUGUGGAACGACAAGUAUUACAUGUUUUCUGGUGACUGCGCCGUACAGAUCGACAUCACCAACAAGAUCAUUGGCCCAUCGGUGCCUGUCAGCUAUGUUCUGCCGGGGGUCACCGGUCCUGUGCGCUCCAUCUGGACGGACCAAAAGUAUCAGAUCACGCGUGUCCGCACCGAUACAGCACAGUACAACUGCUGGGCAUCCGGCUGCUUUCCCGUGUCGCCGAUGGUGGACGAUACACGCAUCCGAUGGGAGUUUAUUCGCACCGAUUACACCGGCGCUAUUUCCACGGUCCGCCCGUACACCACGUACUCGUUCGAUGCGGAUAUUUCGGCUUAUGAACCGGAUGAUGGGGGCUUUCUGGUAUCGACGUCAUCAUUGUGUGUCAUUACCAAUAACUGCAAGAUCACACAGGGAUGGAAUGCCGCUUACAUGGUAAAAGGCGCCGGCAGUAUGAACUAUGUCAACGUAAUCGGCAUCGGUGACGACGGCAACCAGUACAUCGAAUCCCUGUUCUGGGCUGACACCGAUGUCUACGUUUUCUUGACAAAUGGGGAUCUGCUGUCCAAAUCCCUCCAGUGUCCAAGCCCGUAAUAAUACCGAUCUAGACAAACCCGGGGAUCCGAACUCCGAAUUACGACCCAACAGAUGUUUUUAAUGGCAGUCACCACCAUAACAUUCCUGUUAACGACUGCUGCGUAAUUUUCGGUCAUCCUGACAGCUGUAAAUUUAGAUGUUGACAAAAUGUUCUAAUAAACUGGCCAAAUUCGGGUACCAUACUACGCAGUAUUUGUACGUACCAUACACGGGCAAAGCCUUAUUUGCUGUGCGGAUAGUGUCAUCGCUUUAAUUAGAAAAAU
Paramacrobiotus metropolitanus is the source of this 2034-nucleotide messenger RNA. RefSeq names its product nuclear pore complex protein DDB_G0274915-like. The transcript is spliced from 13 exons. The record is from RefSeq and is a predicted model, not a curated record. NCBI's taxonomy places the organism in Eukaryota, Metazoa, Tardigrada, Eutardigrada, Parachela, Macrobiotidae. Gene Ontology annotation, molecular function: metalloendopeptidase activity. The coding region runs from base 122 to 1768 and encodes 548 amino acids. Gene Ontology annotation, biological process: proteolysis.